GAGGGACGUUUGAAAUCAAACAAGCAGUGUGUAGGGGAGGUGUCAGACAGCUACAAUUUAACCUUUUUGCAGGGCUUUUCAGAUUUGCUGUGACGUUUAUUUAUCUGUAUUAACCUUUUCAUCGAGUCGGACUUUGAAAGGAGCUAUACUGUUGUGAGAAAAUCGAUCUCGCUGUAACGCUGCAGUGGACGUUUAUGUAGCCACAGUCGUCAGCUUUCAACAACUGCCCGACGCCUGUUAGCUAGCUUAGCAAGAUAGGGAGAGCUAUCUGCUUGAAAGCUAGUUACUCUGAAAUUCGAAUUCCGGAUAAGUUAUCGGUCAGUGGUCGCUCUGGGGUCAUUGUGCAAUAACUUUUAAGAUAUGGACUCUGCUGCAAAGCUCAAGUUGACAAAGGACAUGAAGCUUCAGAGGCCCGAGGUGAAGUCAAAUGGUGACGGGCCAAAGCGGAUUCCUGUGUCACAACAGUCACAGAUGGCUGUAGUUACACCAACCCAGCAUCAGCGUGUCCUGGGUGUGUCAAAUGGACCUCAGCGCAUUCAGCGGCCUCUCAGCCAUCAGAAACCAGUAUCUCAAGUCUCUGUUGCUGUCAAGUCCACCCAUCACACAGAUCAGAAUGUGAACCCAGCUACUCAGAAAGGAAAUCCUGCACCACAGCCCAAACAUGCUUCCCAGCAAGACCGGCCAAAGUUGAGUGUGCCCAAGGUGAACCCAGAGCUGGCAAAAAUGCCAUCAGAAUCUGCAAAACCAGAGAAGCCACAAAACAAACCUGCCAAGAAUGAUUAUGAAAAAGCAUCAAGCAAGCGGUGGAGUCUAGAAAAUUUUGACAUUGGCCGUCCCUUAGGGAAAGGUAAAUUUGGCAAUGUCUACCUGGCCAGAGAGCGCCAAAGUAAAUUCAUCUUGGCCCUGAAGGUGCUCUUCAAGAAGCAGCUGGAGAAGGCUGGGGUGGAGCACCAGCUGAGGAGAGAAGUAGAGAUCCAGUCUCACCUCAGGCACCCCAACAUCCUGCGUCUCUACGGUUACUUCCAUGACCCGUCUCGCGUGUAUCUCAUCCUCGAAUUUGCACCAAAAGGAGAACUGUAUGGUGAGCUGCAGCGCUGUGGAAGUUUCCCUGAGGACAGAAGCGCCACUUACAUCAUGGAGCUAGCAGAUGCCCUCAACUAUUGCCACUCUAAGAAGGUGAUCCACAGGGACAUCAAACCAGAGAACCUGUUACUGGGGGCCAAUGGGGAGCUGAAGAUUGCAGAUUUUGGCUGGUCUGUUCACACACCCUCCUCCAGGAGGUCCACACUGUGUGGGACACUUGACUACUUGCCUCCAGAGAUGAUUGAGGGAAAAACUCAUGAUGAAAAGGUGGACCUGUGGAGUCUGGGCGUCCUUUGCUAUGAAUUUCUGGUUGGGAAACCCCCCUUUGAAGCAAAAAGCCACGAGGAGACAUACCGCAGGAUAUCGAGGGUGGAGUAUACUUACCCUGCACAGACUGAUAUCAGUGCCGGAGCCAAAGAUUUGGUUGCCAGGCUGUUGAAGCACAAUCCCAUGCACAGAUUGCCAAUCCAGGGAGUGCUGUCCCAUCCCUGGGUGGUUGCGUCCUCCACCAAGAAGCCCACAACCCUGCUUAAUGAAGAGCCCAGCCAACACUGAACAAUGGCUUUCACCAAGGUGUGAAGCAUGAACUCCGGUGUGCAGCUGAUUCAUCAAAAUCUGCUUGCACUGCUAUGUUGACUGCAAAAUCACUUCAUGUGGAUAUUUUUGUCUGGUGGCAUCUUGAGCCACUUGGUUACAUUUUUUUUUUCUUAUCUUCUGUUCUCUUACCACAUUUCCCUGUCUUAUCACUGGCAUUCUAUUUGCCUGUAAAUAUUUCACUGUUUUUUUGUAAUUAUGAAAAUUUUAUUGAGCUUUUCUAAAAUGUCAUUACUUGAAAUAAAUAAAAUGUAAAUUAUC
Molecule: messenger RNA, 1938 nt
Organism: Scatophagus argus
Lineage: Eukaryota; Metazoa; Chordata; Actinopteri; Scatophagidae
Gene: aurka
Product: aurora kinase A
Exons: 9
Coding region: 361-1638 (425 amino acids)
Biological process (GO): regulation of cytokinesis; mitotic spindle organization; protein phosphorylation
Cellular component (GO): chromosome passenger complex; spindle pole centrosome; spindle microtubule
Molecular function (GO): ATP binding; protein kinase activity
Source: RefSeq, a predicted model, not a curated record